This is a messenger RNA of Oryzias melastigma (Indian medaka), 4036 nucleotides long. RefSeq names its product myocyte-specific enhancer factor 2D homolog. The record is from RefSeq and is a predicted model, not a curated record. Gene Ontology annotation, molecular function: DNA-binding transcription factor activity, RNA polymerase II-specific; RNA polymerase II cis-regulatory region sequence-specific DNA binding; protein dimerization activity. Gene Ontology annotation, biological process: positive regulation of transcription by RNA polymerase II; cell differentiation. NCBI's taxonomy places the organism in Eukaryota, Metazoa, Chordata, Actinopteri, Beloniformes, Adrianichthyidae.
CGUCACCGACCGUACACUGAGUGAGCCGUGUCGCCUGGGUGGACAGUAUAGUUACAUCAACAUUAAGGGGAAUAAAAUGCCGCGGAUUUGUGUAAAUAAAGACGCCGCUUCAGCGUUUUUAUUUCCCGCCUUUUGAUCGAGUCUGAAGGUUUGAGGAGCGCGCGGCGGCGAGCUGAUUCCGGUGUUUAUCGGAGAAUAUCGGGAGGGACGUUCUCACCGCAGCAGCUGCUGGAAAAUUGCUCUCAAGUCUCUUCUGAAUAAGCAAUGAACUAAGGACCUGCGGCGCCGCUCUCACCUGUGCUGCACCUGUUCGCUGCUGCUGGCCUUCAGCUGGAGGCUCGGCCGUGUGGUCUCACCUGGAGAGGGACAUGUGCGUGACAGUGAAGCCUCAGAUGCUCGACUGUGCCUGAGCUUCUCCUGCAUCUCCAUCCUCAUCUUCAUCAAGGACCUCUUCAUCUGACCUGCAUCAACAUUCGUCGUAACAACCACAAAGCAUCAUGGGUAGAAAAAAGAUCCAGAUCCAAAGGAUCACGGAUGAACGGAACAAACAGGUAACAUUUACGAAACGGAAGUUUGGGCUGAUGAAGAAAGCCUACGAGCUGAGCGUGCUGUGUGACUGCGAGAUCGCCCUGAUCAUCUUCAACCACGCCAACAAGCUGUUCCAGUACGCCAGCACCGACAUGGACAAGGUGCUGCUGAAAUACACCGAGUACAACGAGCCGCACGAGAGCCGGACAAACGCAGACAUCAUCGAGACUUUGAGAAAGAAAGGCUUUAACGGCUGCGACAGCCCAGAACCGGACGGAGAAGACUCCAUCGACCAGAGUCCGCUCAACGACGACAAGUUCCGCAAGACCACCGAAGACCUGGACGUUCUGUUCAAGCGCUACGGACAGUCAGCGGCUCCGGCCCAAACCUUCUCCAUGCCAAGUGCAGUCCAGCCCACCAAUCAGAGCCCGCUGCAAUUCAGUAACCCCGGCAACGCGCUGGUAACUACCUCCUAUGUCACAUCAUCGUCGCUCACGGAAACCCAUCUCCUGUCGCCGCAGCAACCGGCUCUGCAGAGAAACACAGUCUCUCCUGGGCUGCCACAGCGACCGGCCAGCGCAGGUGCUCUUCUAGGAGGAGAUCUGAACAAUUCAAACGGAGGAUGUCCAAGUCCAGUCCCUAAUGGAUACACCAGCGCUAGGGCCUCCCCAGGUCUCCUCACCGUCUCCAACGGCAACAGUCUGGGAAAAGUAGUCCCGGCCAAGUCGCCGCCCCCACCCCCCAGCCCCCAGAUGGUCAACAGUCGCAAACCAGACCUCCGAGUCAUCACCUCGCAGGGCGGGAAGAGCCUGAUGCAGAUGACAGAGGAGGAGCUGGAGUUGGUAAACGAGAACGCCCAGCGGCUGGCGGCCGGGGCGCAGGCGGCGCAGACCCUCACCACGCCGGUGGUCUCCGUGGCCACGCCCAGCCUCCUGGCGCAGGGGCUGCCCUUCUCCGCCAUGCCCACGGCGUACAACACAGAGUACCAGCUGACCAGCGCCGACAUCAGCGCGCUGCACGCUCUGGCGUCUCCCGGCGGUCUGCUGCCGACCAGUGUGUCGUCAUGGCAACAGCAGCAAGCCGUUUCCCAGCAGCCCCAGCAACAGCAGCAAACACAGCAGCAGCAGCUCAACCUGGCGUCUCUGGGAAACCUGGUCAUGUGGGGCGUGGACAAACAGAGCAGCGAGCUGUCUAGCCAGGUGUCCAGUCUGGCUGCCAAUCUGAGUGUUGGCUCUCCGUCCAACCUGCUCUUGGGUAGAGAUGAGUGGUUGGGCCGGCCGGUGACCCACAUCCCUCAGGGCGCCAUGCUGACGGUCAACACCAGCUCCAGCGUGAGCAUCAAGUCGGAGCCCGUCUCGCCCGGCCGGGACCGCAGCACGCCGUGCACGCUCCCGCCCUCCUCCACCACGCCGUCGUCCACGUCCGGGGGGGCCGUGCUGACCGCCCCCCCACAGUACCCCGGUUCGCUGCUGUGCCUGGAGCCGCCCACCGGACGCUCGCCCGCCGACAGCGUCAGCAGCAACGCCAGCUCCUUCGACGGCAGCGACCGCGACGACGCCGGCCGCUAAACCCAGACUGUUCGGGGCUCGCCAAGAACUUCAGGAAGUAGAACUCAUGGAGGGGGCGGGGCUGUAGUGGACCCCGCCUCGUUUGGAGAUUUAUACACCUGUUGUGAUUCUUUCUGUUGGUAGGAAUGUUUUUCACUUCAGGCCACGCCUACUUGUACUCUCCACCUGGUUGCUGUCUCAUGGAGCUUUAAGGCGACUCGCCUGUUCAAGCGCCACCUCACGAUAUCAGUGACGUCCAUUUGAAGCUGCACUAACGACCUCGGUUCGCUGGACUCCUGCCGGGGUCGGCUCCGCCUCUGCAGCGGCCCCUCCCCCGCCUGAGGCUGACGCCAUCCUUUGUAUCGCAUAGGAAGUUCCUGCACCUCCUCCUGCGGAGCGCCGCGGCGUUUCAGGCGGAGCUGGUAUUCUGGAGUCUUGAAGGUCCGGUUGUCGUCCAGAAUCAGAACUUUGUAUAAAAUCCUCGUAUCCAGAAGCUUUGAUGUCCUCUUUAGCGCUCUCUCUCUGUGCUCCACAAAGUGAGCGACGGCGUUUUCUAUAUUUGUACGGCGAGGACCUCCGGCGCCACGGCGUGCGUGUACAUAUGACUCGUGGCUUAGACUUUGCUAGGUCUCCUGUGGAUCUGUUUGCAUAUUUUGAGUGUGACUUCGACGUGUCGUGCGGCGUGCAGGACGGGCGCCAUGCGGACGCCAUGCGUAGUUUCUCUUCUCGUGUUGAUGGUGUGCGCACUCGGCCCCCCCGGCGAGGCGUCUCGGUGUGGGGGGGCCACACGUUUUUAAAGUCAUUUUCUUCUUCUUCUCUGUUCACUUAGUGUAGUCAUAGAGACGGAAGACGCUUCAGGGUCCCGUCGUCCACACGGAGCAGACGCCUCUUCUAAGAUAGUGAAGUGAUGUUUUAGGAUUCUUGUAUCAUGAACCAGUUCAGAUCGUGAGUGUACCCCCCCAAUCACUUUAGCAGGAACAGCUGUGCUGCUCGCUGCGUCCAAUCAGGCGUUUCUCCUGAACUUCAGGCGAGUUCUGUCGUCCUCCAGCAAUCAGCAGAAACUCUGACCCCCCGGUGAGAACAGGAAGUUCUGCCUCUAAUGUCAGUCGUGUUUCCUCACCUCCCGCCGCUCCAGGACAAACCUCCAGACUGUCCCGACUGUCGACCUGCAGGACGAGUCCGGAACAGAACCUCCUGACCUUUGACCUCCCGAGGGGUUACGGGACGCAGACAAGCCGUGGCAGGAGGCCCCGCCUCUCCUCCCUCGGCGAGGACGAACAGUUUGAAAGGCCGACCUGCAGACAAUCUGCCGGAGCGUUUUUGGUGUUUUUGGAGUCUCCCUCUCGGGGUUGCUUUGUGCUGGUGACAGUCUCAUGGUCCAUUCUUAUGAUAUCUAGUUCUGGAGCUUCUUCAUCUUUCUCUCUCGUGUAGGACGGCCUACAGUCGGGUUUCCUCUCAUCAGAAUCACAGGACGGCUUUCCUUCUCCGAAACAACCGGCUGAGAACGCGUUCUUGUGACGUUGGCAGAUGCAAUGAAGGAAACGCCAGUUUAAUGCUGCAGUUUUCAUUAAGAUAUAGAAUAUAUUUAUAAAACAGCUCCUGAGUCACUGAUGGAAACAUGCAUGGGUCCAGUCACCAGAGGAUCGGUCCGACAGCUCAGAUCCAUGUAGCAUAUGAAAUACUAAAGAUGAAAUUUAUAGCUAAUAUAUUGUGUUGAGCUGGUCUGCUUUGGGUUUAUUGUAAAGAUUUUCUUUUCUUUUGGUUUUUGAGAAUGAUAUACAGUUUGUGUAUAUUUUCAUAUUAAAGUAUGCACUGAUAUGUUAUUGAAAUUCUAUACCGCUUUUACAGAAAAGUGUUUGUUGUACCAAAGUAUCCAAGUCCCUUGAAUCCUUCUCCUUUUUGCGUAUGUUUUACCGUAUUUUAUAUAUUAAAUAGACAAAUGGAGUGAAAAGGAACCAGAA